UAGAUUAGUUUUUAACAAGUAACAAAUAGUAUUUAGUUUAAUUAUACAUAUUAACUAUGGUUCAAUCCCAUUUAUCUAAAAUAUUAGCUGCUACGGCAGAUGAUAUGAAUGAACAAGAUUUAGAUCAAUUAUAUGAAGAAGUUACAAUGAGUAAAAGUAAUGAAAUGAACUUUGAACUGGAUCAAGAUCAAACUAAAAAUAUGUAUAAAAUAUUUCAAAAAAUGUUGUUAUAUAAAGGAGAACAAGUGGACUCACUACUAUCGGAAAUAGAAGAAUUAGCUACAAAACAAGGCAAAGAAGAAGCAAGAAAAAUGAGAGAAGAGGAAAUAAAAACCUUUAAUGGUUCCUAUAAACAAACGGAAUCUGUACAAAAAGAGUUAGCUAAAUUAGAAAUGGAAAACGAAGGUUUAUUAGCUGAUUUACAGCAACAGAAAUUAGAAGUUGACUCUAAAGUUAAAGAAAUUGAUAAGUUAUCAGCGCAAUUAUCAAAAUUAGAAUAUGAAAGAGAUACACUUCGUAGAGAAUUAGAUGCCAUACAAGAUGAUUAUGCAAACCGUCAAACUGAUGAACAACUCACAGAAAAUAAUUUAACAAUAGCUGAAAGAUUUAGAGAUAUGACUGAACUAGUCAGACAAAAAAAUCAACAUAUCACACAACUUCUCAAUGAUAUUGAGAUAUCCGAAAAUGAAAAUAAAAUAUUAAAAAAAUCACUGACAACCACAAGAGAUGAGCUUCAAAAUGCAACAGUAUAUAUAAAUACAAUAAGUGCAGAAUAUAGAAAUUUAAAAUGCUUACAGGAUGAAUAUACGGAUCGAAUAAAAACCUUGGAGCUAAACGACAGUGGACUUCGUAAUCAAAUAGCUGAAUUAGUAGCUGAAAAAGAAAAAUGUGAAGAGCAAAUAGAUGAACUCAGUGAUCAGUUAGAAUCUAGAAUUAAACUACUUUCGGAAUUACUAUCAAAAAAAGAUGAUGAAAUAGCAACUUACAAAUCUCAAUUAGGACCAUUAGGUUAUUCAGAUAGUCAGAACGAAUACUUAGCUAAACUUCAAGAAACGGUAGCUAGACAAGAAGAUCAUUUAAAUGAAUUAAAAAAACAACUACACAAAGCCACUAACGAUUUAAAUCGCAGUGCGUCAGCGCUGGAACAACAAAAAAAGUUAUACAAUGAAUUACUUAACAAGAGUAAUGAAUCACCUGAGAUAAAGGACUUGCAAAAAAAUUUGUCUACAUUACAAGAACAGCUAGAAAUUAUAACUGAUAAAGCUAAAGUUGCUGAAGAAGAUGCCACGAAUAAAGCAGAACAGAUAAGUAAACUUAUUAUUCAAGUUCGAGAAUUUGAGAGUGGAGUUUUUGGCUUAGAAGAAGCAAUGGAAGAAAAUAGAAAAAUUAAGAAGGAACUAGAAACUAGAGAUAAGGAGAUAGAAGAACUAAUCAGUACUACUAAUAGACUAUACCAAGAAGCUGAUCUUUUAGAACAAGAUAACUUAGCAAUGAAAGAAAAAUUAGGAUUAUCCAUUGAGGAUAUAGUCAGAUCUGACGGAAUGAUAGCGAGAUACAAAGACGCUCAAACUAGAAUAAAUUUUUUGCAAAACGAACUAGACGAGUGUAAAGAAAUUAUUGUUAAUCUUAAACUAAAAAAUCGCAACUUGCUAAAAUCACCCGAAAGUACAAGAAAUAUUUCUCCAAACGGAAAAGAAGAACUAACCCAAAUUGAAAUUUACAAACCAGAUAUUGAGAUUGUGAGUGAUUUAGAAGAUAAUGUUCGGGAACUUAUAGAUGAAAAUGAAUCACUUAGAAAAGGACUUCAUGAAGUCCUUGACAGUUUACACAACCAAGACGGAUCAAGCACAGUUCGUAUUGAGUGCCAAAGUUUAGAAAGGUUGUUGCAAGCUAUGGAUGCCAGACACGUAGCUGGAUGGUAUCAACCUGGUAUGAGACUUUUAGCUCAAAUCAACCAUUUAGAUGGAGUUAAUGCAAACUUAAGAUAUCAACUCCAUUCGCUUCAUGAUGCAUUAACAGAAGCAAAAAAAGAAUUGUAUAACUCUCAAAUCUCGACACCAUCAUUAAAAAUAACUGAAAACAUCAAUGAAAAUGAUUUAGAGGAGGAAAACUAUUCAAAAAAAAAAGAACAAGAAAGAUCUUUUCAACUAGAGCAAGAAGUAAAAAUGUUCCAGCAUAAGUUUGAAAAACUUCAACAAGAAAUGGGAUGUCUUAAUAAUGAAUAUGACAAUGAAAGAUUAAAAAUGACAUCAACAGUGGAAAAAUUAGAGAUUGAGCUAAAUUCAGCGCAUCAAAAUGAAAUUUCAUUGAAGGAACGACUAUCAGAUUUUGAAAAUUCGUGGAAAUCCCUGAUUGAUAAUCCAAACGAAAUAAAAAGCCAACUUUCUUAUAAUGUAAUAAGGGUAGCGGCAUUAACUGAAGAACUUCAAAUAACUAAACGCAUGUAUGAUUGUUGUCUAGACUCGGAAAAAAAAAUUAAAAUUGAAAAACAAAAAGGGUAUGAAGAACUUUGUACAAUAAAGAAAAAUUAUUCUGAAGAAAUUGAACGAUUAUUAAAAUAUACAGAACAGCAAAACGUUGAGUUAAAUAAAUUUAAAAAUCAAACAGAAAAGAGUAUAAAUAUUAAUGAGUACCAAAUAAUUAAAAAAGAAUUAGAGGAACUUACUAUAAAACAUAGAGAAAUACUUCAUACAAAUUUAUUCAAAGAGGAUACAUAUAAAUUAUUAACUGAAAGGUUAAUAGCGGAAGUAAUGCUUUUAAAAGAUCAAAGACAAAGUAGUGUGAUUGAAAUAGAUAAUAUAAAUGGUGAUGACAUUGAAAUAACGGCAUUAAAAUCUGAAAAAAUGUCAUUAUUACAACGAGCAGAGCACGCUGAAAAGAUGUACGCAUUGUUAAAAGAACAAAUGGAAGAAAUGGAAGUAAGGUGUAAAAAUUUAGAACAAAAUUUGUGUAAUAUGAUGGAAGCCAAUUUAAAAAGUCAAACUGAAGAAGUACGAUUAAGAGAAACAACUGUCAACAUGAUAGAAGAGUCAGAAUAUGCUGAAAUGGCUCAAAAGCUUAAAACUUCAGACAAUAAUUUAGAUCAAGCAUUACAAGAAAAAACUAGACUACUAAAAAUAUUAGACAUUACUCAAAGCCAAGUGCGUGAUCUCGAACAUCAUCAUAAACUAUUAGAUCAACAACACGCCAUUACUCAGAGACGAAUCAUUGAACUACAAGCAUUAAGCGAUGAAAGAUCAACCAUUGACAGAUUAAUGCGUGAAAUAUCUACUCUCGAGGAAAAACAAAUAGCUGCUGAAGUAGAAGAUGCUAAACUCAAAUCUACCAUACAAGAUCAACAAACAACAAUUGCUAAUCUAGAAUGUAAAAACGAUGAAAUUAUCGAACAAUAUAACUCAAAUAAUGAUCAUUUUAAGACAAAAAUAAUGCGAUUGGAAAAUAUUUUGCUAGAAUUACAAAAUCGCUAUUCUGGUGCAAUAUCAUUAGUAAAUGAACAUAUUUGGGUAACUCAUAAACAAAAACUCGAAGAAGCCAUAAUAAACACUUAUAGAAAAUGGCUUGAUAACACAGAAACUUCUGUUUCUGACGAUAUAGUUUAUGUGCCAACAAAAACGAAUGAGGACUAUAGAAUAAAAUUUACUCAACUGCAAUUAAAAGAACUUAACACACAAAUGGCUUGUGAUGAUUUACGAAAAAAGUUACAAUUGUGUACAGAGAGGAUUGAAAAACAAGAUUAUUUCAUAGAUAGUCUUGAGAAAGAAAUUGUACGAUUGGAUUCAGAGUUUAUGCAUAAUUAUAUGUCAUGGGGUAUAAAACACUUUAGAAUUGAUACAAAAAAUAAUGUGAGAAAAAUAGAUAAACAAAUAAGUGUUCAAUCAAUUACUAGUCUUGAACAACCAGAAGAUAAAGACGAAUAUUUAGAGAAAAAAAUAAAAUAUAAAAGUAAUACUAUUGAGAAGGAAAAAAAAAACCAAGAUGAAGAAAUAAAAAGAUUGCAAGUUUCGUUGAAUGAUCUCGAAACUUAUAAAAACCAGUUACAGAAAGACCUUAUUGUAAAAGAUGAUGAAAUCAGGAAAUUAAAUAUUAAGUUAGCUACUAGUGAAAAUGUAGAAAACGAUUUACAAAAUCCUGCUCUAUUGACCACAAUUGAAAGCUUAGAAAUAAUCGUAAACCAGAAAGAAGAAACCAUAAGUAGACUUCAAGAACUUUUAAAAGAAUGCCGGGAAGAUCAUGUGAAGGAAAUAACGGAAUUGCAAAAAAAAAUUGAAAAUAGUGAACUAAUCAAUAGAGUGCCACAAAAAGAUGUCUCAUCUCCAAUUCGUUCAAAUAAUAUCCAACCUAUUGUUAAUCAGUACAUAUUAAGAAUAGCAGAUCUUGAAGACAAACUCAAACAAUCCGAAGAUGAUUUAGCUAAAGUAAAUUCCGAAAAAGAACAUUGGAGUGGUGUGGCUGAAAGAAGGCUAAAAGAAAUGGAGCAAAAUAAAACCGAAGAUGAUUCAGAAGAAAAAGAUUUAGAAAUAACAAGACUUAAUGAAAUUAUAACAGGGUUACGAGCAAAGAGAGAUUCAUUACCAGCUCAAAGAGACCGACUUAGGAUGGAAGUUGACAAGUUGAAAAAAAAAAUUGACGAAUACGAGAGACGAGAAAAAGAAGACAAAGCAGAAAUACAAAAAUUAAGACAGCAAAUAAUUUACAGACCACCAGCUAAUGGAAAACGGGAGGAUACAAUUUGUAUCGUAAAAGAAGAAGUGUUAACAAAAAAAAUUAAAGCUUUGGAAACUGAACUCGAAGAAUACAAAAAGAAAGACGAAGAAAAUAAGGUGUUCAGAAAAAUGAAGUCGGAUGAACAGGUAAGUAAAUGGGAAGUUAAUAAACGUCAUCAAACUACUAUCGAAAAACUUCAAACUCGAUUAGUUGAAACUACAAGAGAAGGAGAAGCUUUGCGUUUGAAUAAUCAAAGAUUAAGAGACAAUUUGACUCGUAUGGAAAAAGAUCGUAACGUUUUAGAAUUAAAACUAAAAUCUGCAAAUGCUGCUGUGCAAUCAAAUGCAUUGGCAAAAACUCUUAUCGAAGAAUUAACUUUAGAAAAAGAUAGAUUGAUAAAUGAAGUACAUACCUUACGGUCAGCUAAAGAAAUGACGUCUGGUGGUACCUCUUUAGCUGAAGUAGUUGUAGAGCUACGACGAAAGAUAACUACUUUAGAGUUAUUACAAAAGGGAGGAAAUGCAGCUUUAAUCAAAGAAAUAGAUACUUUAAAAGACAGAAAAAAUAGAAUAGAAAAAACAAAAUUAGCACUCGAAGAAGAAAAUGUUCGAUUAAAAAAAAAAAUUGAUCAAUUUCAGCUGGCAGACAACGGAAGUGGAAUAACUAGUUUAAGUUCAGACUCUAUGCUAAGUGAUGAAAGAAAACAAUCCGAAAAACCAGAAAAAUUAAUAAAAACAAAGAAAUCUACUUUCAAACAAAUAAAAGGAGAAAGUAAAUUAACGGAUCGAAUCAAUAAAAAUAUAGACGACAAAGAUUAUGUGGAAAAAUUACAAAAUGAACUUCAAACUACACAAAGCUAUUAUUUAGAUUCUAGCGAAAAGUGUUCGCAACUAGAACAACAGUUGCAAGAUUACAGAUCACAAUAUCAAUCAGUUUUAGAAGAAAAUGAAAAUUUGAAGUGUCAACUAGAAAAAAAAUGUCACUUACUAGGCAAAACAAAAACUAUGUUAGAAAGAGCAGCCGCACGGGAGCAGUUGAUAAUUAAGCCAGACCGUCAAAGACCUGACCGAACACAUUUUAUUGCAUAAAAUAUUUAUUUUUAACAGCUAACUACUAAGUUUUAAUUUGUCAUAAAAUAUGAUAACACCAACCAAAUUUUAUAUUUUCAAAAUCAAUUUUUGGUAUUAAUUCUAUUUUUUUUUUUUUUUUGUGAAAAGCAA
Molecule: messenger RNA, 5924 nt
Organism: Daktulosphaira vitifoliae (grape phylloxera)
Lineage: Eukaryota; Metazoa; Arthropoda; Insecta; Hemiptera; Phylloxeridae
Gene: Cep290
Product: centrosomal protein of 290 kDa
Exons: 30
Coding region: 57-5792 (1911 amino acids)
Source: RefSeq, a predicted model, not a curated record